AUGAGAGCCAGCCUCUUAAUUAACACACUGAGGAUUGUCAGAUCGCAACGUUUGGUGGUAAUAGCUGCAUGCCAGACUCCCAGAAAUUUACAUUCCACGUCAAACACACCAGAGACGCUUGAACCCCAACCAAUCGCUCAUAUAAAGCCAUCACAACCUAUCCACAAUGCUACGAGUAAUCUAAAUAAUCCAUCAACAACUCUCCAAUCACCCUCCCAGAUCCUACAAGCUAUAAAAUUAAAAACAUUAACAUCCUUGCACCCUGCAGCCAUAUUCGACACAGUCUGGCCCCUAGUCUCGGCAUCUCCGCCCGUCAUGUCUGCAUCAGAAAUGACUUCCAUCAUGAAUCAGAUGGUAUCUAGCAUAAAUCCAUCAACAAACCCAUCAAACAGCAACAUAUCAAAACAGUUGAUCAAACUCUUUGGACAAAUCAAACGACUAGGUUUUAUGCCUCCACCUGAUGCAUACACGGCGCUCGUAAUCGGGGCUUCCUAUUCGCACGAUCAAGUAAUGAAACUGUUGGCUUUUGUGUCUCUGCAUCCGGAAAAUGGGAGUGAUGAAUUCUAUAGGGCUGUCUUGUCUUCUUUGUUGGAGGGGAGAGUACAUACACCUCAACAUCUGGUGCAGAAAGUGACACGGCCUAUGUGGGUGGCUAUGAAGGAUUUAGGUAUUCACCCAGCGAUUGAAACUUGCAUAUUAUGUGUCAAGGCCUUUGCUCGAUCUGGUGAUUCCAGUGGCCUCAACGAUAUAUAUCAGUAUAUAAAGGAAAGGAAAGUCAAGGAUGAGCGUACUUGGAAUGCGCUGGUUGAGGGGUAUGCCAACAUGGGACAUACAUUGACUGCAGAAAACAUGAUUUCGCAUAUGAAGUCACAAGAUAUCACACUAUCUCGGUCAACUCUCGGAAGUGUAAUGGAAGCCUACUCGAAAGCUGAAAAUUAUAAUCAAGUCAUCAACCUACACCCAUACAUCCCGCCCGAAUCCUACUCAAAAGCUGUAGUAAAAUGCCUCGCCAAUGCUUAUGCUCAAUCUGGUAGACAAGAAGAUGUCACAAAGCUAUUAGAACAAGUCACCAUUCUCAUAUCACAAGCCCACACAUCUCUGAAUCAUCGUGUAUUAGAGUACUUUGUAGCGGCAUACUCUGAUCUCGGGAAUGCUGAGCUGGCCAUGAGUGUCUUUAAUACCUACGUCAGCCCAGUUAGUGGACUGUUACGAGACGGAACAUCGUAUAAAAUCGUCCCAGACAGAUGGCUACUAGCCAAACUCUGUAACGUGCUCGGCAAAGCACACGCCGAAGACCUCAUCAAGUGUAUAUUUAGAGACUAUGUCAUGACGCGAGAUAACAUGAGAGGAUACAUCCUCAGCGGUGUUGCCUUUGACCAGGCAUUCAGUCCCUGUCUGGAGCAAGUCAGGCUUGGGUGGAUGCAAACUCUAGCAGGAGAUGAAACUGACCAGGCUAAUAAUAUCAUGCAGCUUGAGGAAUUGUUGCAAAAGGUAUCGGACAGGGGUGAAUGGAACGUGCUGAUGGCUGAAUUGAGGCCUGAGAGUGGCAGGAAGGGCGUAGUUGUUAGGCCAAAGUACAAACAGGCUGUAGUUAAGGAGACUACGUUGGGGGAGUUGGACGUUGGAAGUGGGCUUGAUAACCACGGCCGCGUCAGAUCGCAAAAGAUUCAAAACCAGACACGUCGACGUGACAAAGAGCUGUAG
This is a messenger RNA of Synchytrium microbalum, 1704 nucleotides long. RefSeq lists its product as uncharacterized. Gene Ontology annotation, molecular function: protein binding. The transcript has 2 exons. Bases 1 to 1704 code for a protein of 567 amino acids. Lineage: Eukaryota; Fungi; Chytridiomycota; Chytridiomycetes; Synchytriales; Synchytriaceae. The record is from RefSeq and is a predicted model, not a curated record.